Molecule: messenger RNA, 3725 nt
Organism: Bacillus rossius redtenbacheri
Lineage: Eukaryota; Metazoa; Arthropoda; Insecta; Phasmatodea; Bacillidae
Gene: Mat89Ba
Product: nucleolar protein 6
Exons: 19
Coding region: 223-3528 (1101 amino acids)
Biological process (GO): tRNA export from nucleus; rRNA processing
Cellular component (GO): small-subunit processome; UTP-C complex; CURI complex
Source: RefSeq, a predicted model, not a curated record
ACUAAAGUUCUUGAUACUUUUCAAGUGUACUCGUUUGCCGUACCUGAUACAGGCGCGUAUCAGUGAAAAUGUAUCAAGUUGUUACGUUUCGACCCACCUCUAACAGUUGGUGACAUUGGAGUUUUUUUAUAUACCACAUGUGUCUAAUUUUUACAAAUUGUUUUCGGCUCACGUGUUGCAUUUAACUAACAUUGAAAGCAUUUUUGCAUCCAUAUAUACACAAUGAAUUUGGAAAAUAAUGUGUUCAAUAUCGAAUCCGACCCUAAGAAAAAUAAAAAGAAAAAAUUCAAGCAUGCAGAUACAAAAGCUCACAGGCCUCCAACGGUUAAGGAGCUGAAUCAACUUAGAGAAACUGAAAAUCUUUUCCAUUCAAAUCUGUUUCGCUUGCAGGUUGAAGAAAUGCUGAAGGAAGUGGCUGUCAAAGCGAAGUAUACCAUUUUAUUUCAGGCGUGGUUUGAAAGCAUUUCAAAACUACUGAAUUCAGCAGAUCCAUCUCCAACGUAUGAGCUUUCAGACCAGACAUGGUUGAAAGAAAAGUUGGUCCAUAUGCCGUUGCUUCAAGAACCGUUGAAUGUGAAGGGAAGUUUCCAGUUUAUCAAGCCAUCUGAAAUAGUUAUGCUGGGAUCAUUUGUGACUAGUUGUGCCCUUGGACCAAACAUAUGUGUGGAUGUUAUGCUAGAUAUGCCUAAGCAAUGUUUCCUUCAGAGUGACUGCCUGAACGAGCGGUACCUGCGCAAGCGCGCUCUGUACCUGUGCUGCACGGCCAGCCUCCUCCAGCAGAGCGGCCUGGUCGAGGCCGCGUACUUCGCGCCGUGCCAGGGAGACCCACACAGGCCGGUGCUGCAGCUGCGGCCCACUGGGAAACUGGGCAAGCGCAUGUCGGUAUGUGUGAGGUUGUCGCCUCAGCCCGGCACCUUCAAGAUGACCAGGUUUUCCCCGACCAAGAACAAUGUGCGUCCUAGCUGGUUUUUUGGCACUCAAGACACAGAUGAAGACCUCCUGCCUUCUACACCUCAUCGUAAUCACACGAUGGUUCAAGACUUAGUGCAAUUGGAGAACGACAGGUUUUGCCAAAGCGUAUUGGCAGACUAUGCCAACAUCAAAGACGGAAUCAAGUUGUUGAAAGUCUGGUUGAAGCAGCGUGAGCUUGAUAAGGGCUAUGGUAGUUUCAGCAGUUGGCAGCUCAUGCUGCUGGUGUGCUACCUAAUCCAGAAGAAGCGUCUGAGUGUGAUGGGCAGUAGCUACCAAGUAGCGAGAGUCACCUGGGUGUAUCUGUCCCAAAGCAAAUGGAAUGAGGAUGGGAUUUCUCUCGCAGAGCCAUCGGAACAUCUGCCGUCUCUGUCCACGUUUCAUCAGCACUUUGAUGUUGUGUUUGUGGAUGUCACUGGCUAUUGCAAUGUGUGUGCAGACAUGUCAUUAGCAACGUACUUAAGGGUUAAGAGAGAAAGUGAGCUGGCCGUUAAAUGUUUGGACACGCCUGAUAUCAACAGUUUCCACGUUCUCUUCAUGACUACAAUGCCAUUCUACAGGCAGUUUGACCACAUCGUAUGCUUGAGGAACCUGGAUGCGGACAGGCGCCUGGACCACGGGCCACACGGCCUGCCCGCGGCCUCUAGGGAGGUGCUGUCGGUGCUGCGCAAGGGGCUGGGCGAGCGGGUGUCUGCCGUAGUGCCUGCCCUGCUGCAGCCGGCCGCGUGGUCCUGCAGCCAGCCCCCUCCUGCCAGGGAGCGCUCGCUUGUCCUGGGACUCGGGCUGAACCCAGAGGCCACGCAUGGCGUUGUUACGAAGGGCCCGCAGGCAAACACUGCGGAGGCAAAGGAAUUCCAAGAAUUUUGGGGAUCCCGCUCUGAGCUUCGUCGCUUCCGCGAUGGCAGCAUCUGUGAAGCUGUGGUGUGGAGCGGUAAUACGCUAGCAGAACGAAGGCUGUUGUGUCGCCAAAUAGUGGAGUAUUUACUGCAACAUAAACUGGGACUCGCUGGUUCUGAUAUACUGUAUAUUGCUGACCAGUUUGAGGACCUUAUCAAACAAAAAAUGUUGGUGCCGGAAGGCUUCGAGUACGGCACAGGGGAGGAGGCGGCUCUUGCCGUGCUGCGGGCGUUCGGAGAGCUGGCAGAAGACGUGCGCGAGCUGAAGAACAUGCCCUUGGAUGUGACGGGCGUGCAGGGCACGGACUCCGUCUUCAGCUACACGGACACCUUUCCCCCGCUGGCGACGAGGUACUCUGCUACCAGCACCAAGGUCACAGUGGACGGUCCACGCUGCCGGCUGCUUAACCCCAAGACAGGGCUGGCGCCACGUUGGGUCCCGGCCGUGCGAGGUGUCAUUCAUCUUGCGCUGAGUAACAAGUGGCCCAACGAUUUGGAUGCGGUGCGGCGUAUAAAAGCUGCAUUUUAUAUUGAACUGGCUAAAAAGCUAUCUGAGCAAUGUGAUACAACGGCACUGCCUUUCACCACACAUGUGGACAUUUUGAAGAAUGGAUUUGUCUUCCGGCUGCAGUUGGCGUAUCCUAGUGAAGUUGGGCUUCUGAAGAAGCAAGUGUCGCCCCAAGGCGUGACAUCGUAUGUUGACACAGAAGAAUCUCUAGCUCUGGAGAAAGCCAUAGUUCACAUGCCUACGCUGACUGCAGCUCUGCACAGAGUGCACCAGCAACACCCAUCGUACGGCCCGGCCUGCUGCUUGGCCAAGCGGUGGCUGUCUUCUCAGCUGCUGGACCCCCGGCACUUCCCGGACGCUGUCACGGAGCUCCUGGUGGCCUGGCUGUACCUGUGCCCAGAGCCGUGCCAGCCCCCCAUGCAGCCCCAGUUGGCCUUCUUCCGGUUCCUGCACCUGGUCAGCUCCACCAACUGGAGCUCCGAGCCCAUCAUCCUCAACUUCAACAACGAGAUGAUGCGAGAAGAAGUGCUGGAGAUAGAGACGUCGUUCCAGCAGAGUCGCGGCACUCGACCGCCCCUGUUCAUCGCCACCAGCUACCACCGCUCGGGCUGCGAGUGGACGCGCGACGCCCCGACCCUGCAGAUACUCGUGCGGGUGGCCAUGUUGGCUGCGGCUGCCUUGAAGGUCGUGGAGGGAAGGCUGCUGACAGACAACCUCGACCAAAGGUUAAUAUUCCGCCACUCAUUGUCGACAUAUGACGUAGUGAUCCACUUGCGACCACUGCUGAACCCCAGACGCUAUGAAGCUGUGGAUGUUGGCUCAGAUGCCAAUCCUUUCAGGUUACCACCAUACACACAUGCAAAUGAUGAGAAACUGCCUGUCGUUAAUUUCAAUCCAGUGGAGUUGUACAUAACUGAGCUCCGGGAAAUAUAUAGUGAGUACGCUCUUUUCUUCUAUGACUGUUAUGGAGGAAAUGUUAUUGGUGUUCUGUGGAUACCAUCAGCAAAAGAAAAAAGUGAUUUCAAGGUUUCACGCAUAAAUGCCCAUAAGUUGGUGGGACAAAAUCAGAAGAUUGAACUGAAUACAGAUGCACUGGUAGAAGAUUUUGUCAUCCUUGGUGACAAAUUGGUUCGAAAUGUGGAAGUGAAAUCAUGAACUUUCUUCGGUAGCUAAUUUAAUUAGGCAGAAUACCACCUCACAUGCCUAGAAGAUUUUACAGUACAUGAAAAAUAUUUUUCACUUUUGUGCUUGUUAUCAAUUGUUUUUGUAAUUUAUGAAUAUGUGAAAUUUAAUUUCAGUUUUACAAUGUUCCCAAAAAUCUUGAUUUACAAAUAUACAUAGUUUUUUAUCAA